UUAAAAUUUUCUUAGCUUACACAAGAGAUAUAUUUUAAAAAUGAAGAGUUUCUUUAUUUUAAUAUUCACCUAUAUUAUUGCAAUUUCACAAAUAACUAGAUGCAAAAACUCGAAUUAUUAUACAAUGCAGAAAGGCGAAUAUUUAGCAGAAAAUAAUAAUAAAAACCUUGAUACAAAGAUCUCGAAUAUAUUUUACAAAUCUGGACAAGAUGCUGAAAUUGUCAAAAUUAAGUUGCAGAAUACGCUACGCAACUUUUUAGAAAAUUUACAAAAAAACUUAACAACUUCAAUAAUAUUAAAAACACUCGAUAAUAAGUUAAGCUUUGAGCGGUCGCAGCAGAAAUGGCAGAAAUUAAAUGAUCACAUGGAUUUCUACAGAACAGCAUCCCGCGACUUACAAGAAUUCUCAUUUAAAUCGGAAAUGUUUUUGCAAAUCAGUAAAAAUGAAAGUGUUACUUUUUUAAUGAAACUCCGCAGAGUACCCACCGGUCAGCAAAUGCUGGCACCGCAUGUUAAGUUGCAGUUAACAAAUUAUUUUGCUGAAAUGGAGUUUUUUAAUGUUGUAUUUUUCGAAAUACUUGACGAGGGAAUGGAAUAUAUUAAUAAUGCUCUAUAUAUCAUUCGAACAACAUUUGAAAACUAUGCUGAUAUACAGCAAAAAAUUUUACGUGAUGAACAUUUUUUACUUGAUAACUGGUGUUUUAAUAAGUAUUUUGAAUUUUUACAAAAGUGGUCAACACAGAUAUAUAAAUGUGCCACCGAAACAAGAUUACAAACGGUAUACAAUGUGUUUUCAAUUACAAAAGUUGCGGUUAAAUACCUCAUGCAACAGCUAGAAUUUAAAAUGCAGCGUUUGUUUAAUUGUUUCAUUUGUAAAGAAUACAGUAUAAAGUGCAAUUUUUUACGUUUCCCGGAAAACGACUUUGAGAAAUUAUUUAAUAUUUUAAAAGAAUUACAAAUAUAUUAUGACAUAGAAAUAAAUCGCGGGAGGGUGGAAUCGAGAAGAAUACAACGCAGUGAAAACAUUAUACGAUUAAGUGAAAAGAAAAAUGUAAAUGCAUCUAAAAAAAAUUGCUUACCAUUUGGUUUUCCAACAAACCAGAUGCGAAAUGACCUUAAGGUAUGCUUCAAUAUUCACUAAAUAUUUCAAUUAAAAGAUUAA
Bactrocera tryoni is the source of this 1162-nucleotide messenger RNA. RefSeq lists its product as uncharacterized. NCBI's taxonomy places the organism in Eukaryota, Metazoa, Arthropoda, Insecta, Diptera, Tephritidae. The record is from RefSeq and is a predicted model, not a curated record. The transcript has a single exon. The coding region runs from base 41 to 1141 and encodes 366 amino acids.